This is a messenger RNA of Paramuricea clavata, 4129 nucleotides long. NCBI's taxonomy places the organism in Eukaryota, Metazoa, Cnidaria, Anthozoa, Malacalcyonacea, Plexauridae. The record is from the annotation of a GenBank genome assembly.
AUGGAAUGUGCAAAAGCGCUUAGAUUAUUCGAUUCCUUAAAAAUUAUGUGCUUCAAGAGAAGGGAGUUCUCCAAUCUUCUGACCGGCUAUGUUAUCCCAGCUGUUUUCAACGUCUGGAAAAGACAGCAGCAGUGUUUGCUAAAUAGCAUUAAGGACAACCCAAUUUGUAUUGCGUCUGACAUGCGAGUGGACAGUCCUGGGCACAGUGGACUGUUCGGCUCAGGGAGUAGCUUAGAUGUUGACAGAAAUAUAAUUCUGGACACUCAAGUUGUUAAGGUAAUUGAAGAAAUAUACAAUCUAUCUGAAAUUGACACCUAGACUCCUAGAUUUAAUUAAGCCUGCAUGGUUUCCAUAAUUAUGGUCGAAAAGAUUGAGUCAAGAUCUUUCUCAUCAGCUGAUACCUCGCGAAAUACAACAUUUUAGAACUGAGAACUGCGCAGCGAUUAUAACUAGACAAUUACUUAUUAUUUAUAUGUGGUUUACCCGUAUAAACUAUUAUAAACUGGCACUUUUAGAUAGAUCGUAACUUUAUUUUUACGACCAUUAUGAAUGUUAAUUAAUGUAGAGCACCGAAGUAAAGAAUUCGAAUGCGAUGGAACUGGAGUCCCUAAAACGACAACUGGCGUAUUUGGAGCAAUCUGACGUAAACGUGAAAAAGCUGGUCACAGAUAGACAUUCUCAGGUUUCGUCUUACCUCGCACAAGAAAAGCCGGAUAUUGAACACGCAUACGACGUUUGGCAUGUAGCGAAAGGUAUUGUACUGUUUACUAUACCGGGUGUCCCAAAAAAAAGUACUCCGGUUUGAUUUAUAAUAGCUUCUAAACAAGGAAAGCUAUCAAACAGAAAUAACUUGCAUUAAAUAGAGGGAGGACUAACUUAGAUUUUGAUAUAUGACAGUUGUAUUUUACUUAAAAAUUCACGGAGAUAUUAAUGUUCAAAAUCGGAAGCAUAUUUUGGGAUCUGUCUAAAAUUAGCGAAAAUCGGCAUAUCAAAUAUUAACUCCAGCGUUUGUUUGCUUAAUGACAUAUCAGGCUAACUUGUAUUUCAGCGAAUUGUCGUUAGGGUUUGUAAGGGAUAUGGCAUAUAGAUUUAGACAUCUUAACAUGCAUAACAUGUAAGUCUUAGCUCAUUGUUUCCUGAAAUAUGAACGUUCGAAAUUAUGCAAGUAUUUAAUAGGUCUUUACAAACUUAAAGGUACAUGAAAGACCAUGCAAGGCAGGCGCUUAAAUUUUUCUUAAUUUAAAUAGUCUAAUUUUUUUAUGUUUCUCAUGGGUUCAAAACUGAGUUGAUUAAUUCUCGGUUAGAGCAGGAUGAAUAUUAUUCUUUAAUGAAGGAAAUAAUAUUGCUUUUUGCAAAUACACAUCACAGUAUCAACGCUACUAUUUUGUUACGUUUUGUUCCAAAAAUGUUGGAUGUCUCUGGGGAGUUGCUUGUUAUGUCUUAUGGAGUUGUAUAUAGUUUGAUUGUGUUUCAUUCUCAGUUUAUUCUGAACUUAACAAGAUUAUAAGAAAAGGCAAAAGAGUUUGAGUGUUCUUAACAAGAUUUCAGAACUUUGCAGAAGUUAGAAGAGCUUCACAAUUCCAUUGUGACAGCAUGCCCUAAUUCAGAACUACGAACGAUAUUCAUGACGAUCUUUCGAGAUGCAGUGGUACGUCUCAUGAAAUAAGGAAACGUAUUCGUGCUAGGAACACACGCGGAUUUCGAACGAAUAAAUCUUGCUUGUAUUUUCUAAAUAAUAAUACUUUGUUUCAUAAUAAACAAUUUGUCAAGUGUCAUUUAUUUACUGGUAAUAGUGCAUGUUUCAAUCGGGCAAAUGCUGAUUAAUAUUUGAUACGCCGUUUUUUGCAUAUUUCAGACACAUCCAGAAAUAUGCUCCCGAUUUUAAACAUUAAUUUCUCCGUGAACUUUAAGUGAAAUACAACUGUAAUAUAUCAAAAUCUAAGUUAGUCAUUCCUCUAUUUGAUGCAAGUUAUUUCUCUUUAAAGGCUUUACUUGUUAAGAAGUUAUUACGAAUCAAACCGGAGUACUUUUUUUUGGGACACCCGGUAUACAAAAUCACAAGAAAUAAACUUACUAUAAUAGGACUUACUGUGCGCGAUAUGAAAUUGACUAGAAAGCGUGAGUGCUUGUAUUAAAGUCGUAAACAACGUAAUUAAUAAAUGCCAUUACAUAAUUUAUAGUUCUAAUUACGAAUCAGUUAUUACUGUAACAUACCGUUUGAAUUGUAAUACUGAAAUACCUCGGCAAACUUGAGUAUUGUGAAUGAUCUUGUAAAACGAAUACAGCAUUGCAUUUUAAAGAUUUGAAAUGUACGACUUGAAAUGUACAACGUUUUGAAAUGUACAACUUUUCGGCAUGUGACAAAUAAAUAAUUGGCCGUGACUAACAUUCCGCUUUCGUUUAUUGGGCAAAUAAAUCGGGAUUUUCCCAGUGUAGGACACCAGCCGGGUGAAAUCACUAGCUAUAAUAUUACUUGUACAAGUCACUUAUUGUAGAUGCUCAUGCAUUUUUUAGGAGAAAAAAAAACGGUUGCUGAAGGUUGUGAAAAUAAAGAAGUUUCGAAAAUUAAAGCCUUGGAUUGGUGUCUAAAAGGGAUGUUUAAAUAUUUUUGACAAUUUACUUGGUGUAGCACACUCAAGCCGCACUUGCUCUUUUCUUGAGUUGCUUUUCUUAUUAUUAUUCAGCUGUUAUUCCUUAAGUUACAGUAGAUAACAACUGUAAUUCGUUCUAGAAUACUAUCUUAAAACAUGGCGGUGUUGAUGAAUGGAAAAUUUUGCACGUAGUCGUAGCCCACUUGUUUAAAUUGUUGUGCGCAAUUACUGUUUUCUAUAGUCUAUCAUCAACCACAUGUAUUGGGUGGCCAUUUCAAGUCAAUCACCUGUUGAAAGGGAGGAAAAGUGGCUAAGUUUGCUGAAUCAUAUUGUGGAUGUGCACGUCCACAAUGAGAAUAAGUUGUUUAUGAAGUGUACCCACGAAACAAUAGAAAGGCAAUAUAUAUAUAUAUAUAAGGUCUAUGGCCUUUUCCAGCAUCAAUAGUGCCGGAAUUUGAAAAAAAAACCCAGCCGAAACAAAUACCAUAUGUUAAUUACAGCCAGAUUCAAGACAUCGAAAUAGGGCGAACUUGUAUGUAUAUAUAUUAACAAGCGAUACUACCGAUAUUUGUAUAGGAUCGGCGAUUUAUAAGAAGUUGAUCGAGAUUAUCACUAGGCCAAGACUACUCACAACGAUACGAAAAUUAUCAAAUUAUCAUCAGACGUCAGGACUAGAAGCAAAACACACACUCGACAACACAUUUGCGUCGAAGAAUAUAUACUACCCUUACCACUCACUCAUGGCCAGGUUCGUAGCUUUGUACCCCAGCCUUAUUCAUUCCUAUUUUGUUACUGCGUAGCAUAAGGAAUUUUACAUAGUACUAACCUCGGUCUUACAAAAUUAACGUGAUUUACUUCCCAAAUUAGGUUGUUCUGCUCCAAUCUACAUUAUAAUGAAAACGCGAAUAGGAGCCAAGCAACUACAGCUGAAGGGGUCAGUCGGUGGUCAAUUGUUUACCCAAAAGCGAACAAAGGGGAGAAGGCUGUGGCUAAACCUUUAAAAGAACAACCGACCUACAGUAAGUGCAACCCUGGUGCAACCACACACAACACGAAAUAAUCAUAUUUGGCAUGCUAUUUUUUAGUUUACUUGACAUAAAACUAUCAUGUAUUACAUAAUUGAUCAUAUCAAUUGAUGUAUAUUAUACAAAGGCUGUACAUAAAAUGUUUAAUAUGAAAACAGUUUAACCUGUAUUUAUUUUAUAAUAGAAUAUAUACAGACCAUUCAAGAAGAAUGCCUCAAGCUCCGAAACGACUUUAGCACCCUCAAGAAAGCAAUAAGCCAUUCCAAAGAACUCCCUCCGGAAGAACCCGUCACUCUAGUGGAAAAAUAUCUAGAUGGUAAACAACGAAAGCCAAAAUCCGAUAUUGUGGCGGCCAAGCACAGUCGAUUUACUCAGCUAGCUUUGCCAGGCGUAGACGAAGACCAUUGCGAUUGUUCGGGAAAAUGCGCCACAAGACGAUGCAAAUGUAAAAAUGAACUUCGCAAGUGUAAGUCUGCUUGCGAUUGUAAAAAAGAGGCUUGUAAGAACGUUUAG